Esox lucius (northern pike) is the source of this 1151-nucleotide messenger RNA. RefSeq names its product DNA repair protein complementing XP-A cells homolog. Gene Ontology annotation, biological process: nucleotide-excision repair involved in interstrand cross-link repair; base-excision repair; nucleotide-excision repair, DNA damage recognition. The record is from RefSeq and is a predicted model, not a curated record. Gene Ontology annotation, cellular component: nucleotide-excision repair factor 1 complex. NCBI's taxonomy places the organism in Eukaryota, Metazoa, Chordata, Actinopteri, Esociformes, Esocidae. The transcript is spliced from 5 exons. Bases 158 to 976 code for a protein of 272 amino acids. Gene Ontology annotation, molecular function: damaged DNA binding.
UUUGGUGUAACUGACUGCUACAUCACAGGUGGAUCACCACAUGAGCACGAGCUAAAAACAGCAACAAACAUCUCUGUCCUCCUUUUUAACGCUGCCAGCUGUGUUUCUGGUAAACAACUUCAAUGUAUCGUCAUUUUCAAAAAGCUAGCUGCUUAGGAUGGACCUGUUGGUUACCUCCACGCCAGUCAAAGAUCAUGCUGCAUCUCCUUCGAAUUGCAAAGCCAAAGACGAUAUGUCUCCGGCUAUGAAAGAGAAGAUCGAACAAAACAGACAGCGAGCGCUGAUGUUGAGGCGAGCCAGGCUGGCCAGCAAACCAUCGGCUGGAAAGCUGGAUAGAACUUCGGCUCAAGUCCCAAAGAUAGUAGACUCUGGUGGAGGGUUCUUUAACGGAGAGGCGCAGCAAAGGACAAAGAAAGUGGUGCACCAACCUGCCCCGGUGAUACAGACAGACUAUCUGCUAUGUGAUGACUGUGACAAGCCGUUUAUGGAUUCCUACCUCAGCCACAGCUUCGAUCUGGCAGUCUGCGACAACUGCAGAGACAACGAGGUGAAACACAAGCUGAUAUCCCGUACCGAGGCUAAGCAGCUUUACCUGCUGAAGGAUUGUGACCUCGACAAGAGGGAGCCAGUGCUCAGGUUUGUCCUGAGGAAGAACCCACACAACCCUCACUGGGGAGACAUGAAACUCUACCUCAAGCUACAGAUGGAGAAACGUUCCUUAGAUGUAUGGGGCUCCAAGGAGGCCCUUCAGGAGGCCAGGGAGUCCAGAGAGGAGAACAAAGAGGUGCAGAAACUAAAGCGCUUCAACAAAAAGGUCAAAGAGCUGCGUCGUGCAGUCAGGAGCAGCGUGUGGACCAAGGACACCAGCGCUCACCGACACGAGUACGGCCCCGAGGAACUAGUGGACGAAGAGGAGGACCUUUACAGGAAGGUCUGCAACACCUGCGGACACCAACUGACCUACGAGAAGAUGUAGCUUAGUGUCUUCAAAUCCUCCCAGGGGCCAAAGGCUGAUUGGUUGUAGACCACUGAUAGACACUAGAUGUUUAAACUGUUUAAAGAUUCUAGCAGCUAAAGCAGAGGUGUCGAACCGAUUCCACGGGGGGCCGAGUGUCUGCAGGUUUUUGUUUUUUCCUUCACACUGGUUCCCA